GACUCGAGUUGGCAUCUUAAAAUUAUUGUAAUUCCAGCAUCUGCACUGGCAUGCUGUUUACCACAAUAACAAGUCUCUAUAAAAAGCUUCUUCUUCCCUACAAAUUGUCCCACUGAUUUCUCCACACCACACAAAUAACCCGCCGCUCUUACCUGCAUUUAUUCUAGAGACUUCCACAGACUCACUGUGAAUCAACAACAUCCCUCGAUCUUCUUGCUUCGAGUUUUUGGUCUCAUUGUUUUAAUUUUGUUGAGAAGAAGAAGGAGAUGGUUGUUGUUGAACACUACAUUAUUGUCACUUUCUUUGCUUCUCUCGCGGGGUUUCUUCUUUUCUUUCUUUUGCGCCGUAAGGAUACCAAGAAGACCAAAAAGGAUGUGGAAGCGUGCAAGAUCCAGAACGACAUUGUUCUUAGCUCUGUCGACAACGGAGAUCAUUCCUCGCCGGACGGCACUGACGUCAUCAUUGUCGGUGCAGGUGUUGCUGGUGCAGCCUUGGCUCAUACCCUUGGGAAGGAUGGAAAACGGGUUCAUGUAAUAGAGAGAGACUUGAUGGAGCCUGACAGAAUUGUUGGUGAAUUACUUCAGCCUGGAGGAUACCUUAAACUAAUUGAAUUGGGCCUUCAAGAUUGUGUGCAAGAAAUUGAUGCACAGAGAGUGCUGGGAUAUGCUCUCUUCAAGGAUGGGAAGAGUACCAAAUUAUCAUAUCCAUUGGAGAAGUUUCAUGCUGAUGUUGCUGGUAGGAGCUUCCACAAUGGGCGUUUCAUCCAGAGGAUGAGAGAAAAAGCUGCUACUCUUCCCAAUGUACGACUAGAGCAAGGAACAGUCACAUCCCUACUUGAAGAAAAUGGGACAAUAAAAGGGGUGCAGUACAAAACUCGGAAUGGUCAAGAACUUAGAGCUUAUGCUCCUCUUACAAUUGUGUGUGACGGUUGCUUCUCAAAUCUGCGUCGUUCUCUUUGCAAACCAAAGGUUGAUGUGCCCUCUUAUUUUGUGGGUCUGGUGUUAGAGAACUGUCAACUUCCAUUUGAAAACCAUGGGCAUGUCAUUCUAGCAGAUCCUUCACCCAUCUUAUUUUAUCCAAUCAGUAGUACAGAGGUUCGAUGCUUGGUUGAUGUACCAGGUCAAAAAGUACCUUCCAUCGGUAAUGGUGAAAUGGCCGACUAUUUGAAGACCAUGGUAGCACCACAGGUUCCUCCUGCACUUCGUGAUGCCUUCACUAGUGCAGUCGACAAAGGAAAUAUUAAAACGAUGCCAAAUAGAAGCAUGCCAGCUGAUCCUCAACCUACUCCUGGAGCUCUUCUAAUGGGUGAUGCUUUCAACAUGCGUCAUCCUUUAACUGGUGGUGGAAUGACUGUGGCAUUAUCUGAUAUUGUUGUUCUUCGGAAUCUUCUUAAGCCCCUGAAAGACUUUAAUGAUGCAGCUUCCCUAAGCAGAUAUCUUGAAUCCUUCUACACCUUACGAAAACCAGUGGCAUCAACAAUAAAUACUCUGGCAGGUGCCCUGUACAAGGUGUUUUCUUCUUCCCCUGAUCAAGCAAGGAAGGAAAUGCGUCAAGCAUGUUUUGACUAUCUAAGCCUUGGAGGUAUUUUUUCAACUGGACCAGUGGCCUUACUUUCUGGUCUAAAUCCUCGCCCUUUGAGUUUAGUUCUCCAUUUCUUUGCUGUGGCAAUUUUUGGUGUUGGUCGCUUACUAGUACCAUUUCCUUCGCCUAAGCGCAUUUGGAUUGGAGCUAGAUUAAUUUCGAGUGCAUCAGGUAUUAUUUUCCCCAUCAUCAGGGCAGAAGGAGUGAGGCAAAUGUUUUUCCCUGCAACUGUUCCAGCUGUUUACAGAGCACCUCCUGUUGAUUGACAGGUCAAAGAUUAAAAGGGGAUAAUCUGUGCAAACUGUUCAUCUAAAAAAAGACAUUGUGCAUUUAUUUGGAGUUUACCGGAUGGCUGAAAAUAAUUCUGUAAUUGUAUAAUGUUAGAUAAUUUUCUUGAGGCUGUUUAGUACGCUUCCCAGAUUUUUCGGUCGUGAACAACUUAUUAUAUUAAAUUUAUAUUUUUCAA
Molecule: messenger RNA, 2047 nt
Organism: Mangifera indica (mango)
Lineage: Eukaryota; Viridiplantae; Streptophyta; Magnoliopsida; Sapindales; Anacardiaceae
Product: squalene epoxidase 3-like
Exons: 8
Coding region: 267-1847 (526 amino acids)
Biological process (GO): sterol biosynthetic process
Cellular component (GO): endoplasmic reticulum; membrane
Molecular function (GO): squalene monooxygenase activity; flavin adenine dinucleotide binding
Source: RefSeq, a predicted model, not a curated record